Messenger RNA from Sapajus apella (tufted capuchin), 6404 nucleotides. RefSeq names its product solute carrier family 22 member 23 (gene SLC22A23). The transcript is spliced from 10 exons. Lineage: Eukaryota; Metazoa; Chordata; Mammalia; Primates; Cebidae. Bases 71 to 2272 code for a protein of 733 amino acids. Gene Ontology annotation, molecular function: transmembrane transporter activity. Gene Ontology annotation, biological process: transmembrane transport. The record is from RefSeq and is a predicted model, not a curated record. Gene Ontology annotation, cellular component: membrane.
CUGUGCCCGGGGCGCCCGCGGAGCCUCCGCCGCGCUCUAUGCGCCUCUGCGGGAGCCGCGGGCCCGGGCCAUGGCCAUAGACCGGCGACGCGAGGCGGCGGGCGGCGGGCCUGGGCGGCAGCUGGCCCCGACCGAGGAGAACGGCUCCCUGCCUCCCGGGGACGCGGCGGCCUCGGCGCCCCUCGGGGGACGCGCGGGCCUCGGCGGCGGCGCGGAAAUCCAGCCGCUGCCCCCACUGCAUCCUGGAGGCGGCCCGCACCCUAGCUGCUGCUCGGCGGCAGCGGCCCCGAGCCUCUUGUUGCUGGACUAUGACGGGUCGGUGCUGCCCUUCCUCGGGGGCCUGGGCGGGGGCUACCAGAAGACCCUCGUGCUGCUCACCUGGAUCCCGGCGCUGUUCAUCGGCUUCAGCCAGUUCUCGGACUCGUUCCUCCUGGACCAGCCCAACUUCUGGUGUCGCGGGGCAGGCAAAGGCACCGAGCUGGCGGGGGUCACCACCUCAGGCCGGUGGGGAGACAUGGGCAACUGGACCAGCCUCCCCACCACCCCCUUCUCCACUGUCCCCUGGGAGGCCGCGGGCAACCGGAGCAACAGCAGCGGUGCGGACGGAGGCUACACACCACCCCUGCCAUCCCCUCCGGACAAGGGGGACAACGCCUCCAACUGCGACUGCCACGCGUGGGACUACGGCAUCCGCGCCGGCCUCGUCCAGAACGUGGUCAGCAAGUGGGAUCUUGUGUGUGAUAAUGCCUGGAAGGUCCAUAUCGCUAAGUUCUCCUUACUGGUUGGAUUAAUCUUUGGCUACCUAAUAACUGGAUGCAUUGCUGACUGGGUCGGCCGGCGGCCUGUGCUGCUGUUUUCCAUCAUCUUCAUUCUGAUCUUUGGACUGACUGUGGCACUGUCAGUGAAUGUGACAAUGUUCAGCACACUCAGGUUCUUUGAAGGAUUUUGCCUGGCUGGAAUAAUCCUCACCUUGUAUGCAUUACGAAUAGAGCUGUGCCCCCCUGGAAAACGGUUCAUGAUUACGAUGGUGGCGAGCUUCGUGGCCAUGGCGGGACAGUUCCUCAUGCCUGGGCUAGCUGCCCUGUGCCGGGACUGGCAGGUGCUGCAGGCCCUCAUCAUCUGCCCCUUCCUGCUCAUGCUGCUGUACUGGUCGAUAUUCCCCGAGUCCCUCCGGUGGCUAAUGGCUACCCAGCAGUUUGAGUCUGCCAAGAGGCUGAUCCUCCACUUCACACAGAAGAACUGCGUGAGCCCUGAGAGCGACAUCAAGGGCGUGAUGCCAGAGCUGGAGAAGGAGCUUUCCCGGAGGCCCAAGAAAGUCUGCAUCGUGAAGGUGGUGGGGACGCGGAACCUGUGGAAGAACAUUGUGGUCCUAUGUGUGAACUCACUGACGGGGUACGGGAUCCACCACUGCUUCGCCAGGAGCAUGAUGGGCCAUGAGGUGAAGGUGCCGCUGCUGGAGAACUUCUACGCCGACUACUACACCACAGCCAGCAUCGCGCUGGUGUCCUGCCUGGCCAUGUGCCUCGUGGUCCGGUUCCUCGGGCGCCGGGGAGGGCUGCUGCUCUUCAUGAUCCUCACCGCCCUGGCCUCGCUCCUGCAGCUCGGGCUCCUCAACUUGAUUGGAAAGUACAGCCAGCACCCAGACUCAGGUGAGUCCCAAGCACAUGGGCUGUGCGUCCUCUUCUUGUAUUGCAUCCAAACGGGCGUUUUCUGGAAGACUCACGGACCUGUGGUUUCCAUUUCCUCUCUUUCUCCCCCUUGCCCUCCAAGAACUGCAGCUGAAGUUGGCCGGAUGAGUGACAGCGUCAAGGACAAAUUCUCCAUCGCGUUUUCCAUCGUGGGCAUGUUUGCCUCCCAUGCAGUGGGGAGCCUCAGCGUGUUCUUCUGUGCGGAGAUCACCCCCACGGUGAUAAGAUGUGGCGGGCUGGGGCUGGUGCUGGCCAGCGCAGGCUUCGGCAUGCUGACGGCACCCAUCAUCGAGCUGCACAACCAGAAAGGCUACUUCCUGCACCACAUCAUCUUUGCCUGCUGCACGCUCAUCUGCAUCAUCUGCAUCCUCCUGCUGCCCGAGAGCAGGGACCAGAACCUGCCUGAGAACAUUUCCAAUGGGGAGCACUACACACGCCAGCCACUGCUGCCGCACAAGAAGGGGGAGCAGCCACUGCUGCUCACCAAUGCUGAGCUCAAGGACUACUCGGGCCUCCACGACGCCGCAGCCGCGGGGGACACGCUGCCUGAGGGUGCCACAGCCAAUGGCAUGAAGGCCAUGUAGCCGGGCCUGCAGAAACUGGGGCUCAAGGAUCUGGGGCAGCUUGGACACAGGUUUACAGACCGGGGACCGAACACAUGGCCAGGGGUGGGAAAGCUGCCCCACCCAAGCUGAGCCCCUCAAGUGGUGUGGGGAAAUCCUGUCUUUCCAAAAGUCCAAGGAGCACAGGUCGGAGGAGACAAACUCUUUGGAAGUAACCCUUCCAAGACUUUCUUUUCUGCCAUUAAAUGUUUGUAUUUAUUUUGGUCAUUUUUACAAGAAGCACUUUAUUCCCUCUCCCUCUCACUGAUCACAGGUGGCAUCACCUCCUUCGGCAGCGAGACACAGGCACUCUGGGAAGAUGCUACAGUGAUCACGGCCGUGGCCCGCCCCUCUCCAGAGAUGGGACGCGGCUCCUCGCAGCACCCAGGAGCCAGAUGUUACCUCGGCCAUCAGGAACCCCCGACGCCGCCUGCCUGUGUGCAGAAGCAGGACGUGACCGUGGAGCGUUUCCAGGACUGCAUUUUAGACAGAGUGAAAUGUACAUGAAUUAGGCUUUUGCUAGAGAGUCUGUGAUGGUUUUUUAAGGUCCUUUUUCCCUUUCUGUUUGUAAGGUAAGAGCUUCUGUUCCAUGUGCAGGAGAAAACAGCCCCCAGACACCAUUAAAACCAGCUUCACCUUUCCUUCAGGAUCAUCCUUUUGUACUUGAUGCUGAAAGCUCUUGGAGAAAAAGCUUAAACAUUUCACCAGAAAUCUUAACCGAGCAGCAGUCACAUCGCCACAGCUUUGUGAGUACACAGCUAACAGAUGCGUCGAGGCCUGAGCUGUGCUCGUUUUUAUUCCUCCUCUCCCAGACUGGCUCCAGCAGAACAGCGCUCGUGCACAGCCAGCCCUUGUGCCAGCACUACUUGAAAACAUGGCUCCUUUCAAAGCUACAAACAGUAGAAAAAUAACUCAAAAAGAUGGUGGAGGCAAAUCCACAGAAGCGGGGCUGCCCUCCCACACACACCCAUCACCCACACCUCGAGCACACACCACGAAGAUCACCAGCUUAGAUGGCCGUCACCUCAGACAUCACUCCAGGAAGCACCUGCAGGAGCUGGGCCCCCUCACGCCUGCCUUCCUGGGCCGGCUUCCUGCUUUUAGUCAUUCGCUCAGCACAGAGACAGGAAUUCGGGCAGGGAGCCAAGAUUGAAUCCUCAUAGGUGAGUACAAAUGACCUCCAGCCUCUCAAAGGCACCAAUACAAAUUGAGAGAAAGCAAUAACUCACCAAAGCUCAACGCUGCCCCUGCCGCGAUCUCCAAGGGUUUCUUCGUGUUCCUCGUUUCGCCCCAGAAAGUGAAGGUUUCCUCUUGGCAUUUUCAGAGGAAUCAUGCAGGACACCCAGGGCCGCUAAGAGACAGCCUCCUUGGUAAAGGCAGGCACCACUUUACAGCAACUUGGGCACCAGCUUUUCUGGACAGCCUGGCUUCUGACUGGAAUUGUUCAAUUCACCCCUUCUCAAAGUAUGUCUUUGCCGUGGGCUGUGUCCAUCCAGGGAAAUUGUGGUCUCAGGCCUAGGUGAGACAAUGAACUGACUUCCGACAGUUGCUAAAAUUCACAGGGCAGAAAAGGGGUUGACUUUCUCCCCUUCCAGCUUUCCACCUGGCCUGCUUCUUGCUGUCUCCACCCGUGUCUCCACAUCCGGUCCGCACAUCAGUAGGAGCCUAGUGAUAUGUAAAGACACAGCAAGAGGCAAGCAGACUCACGGCCACGUGUUUCCAGUGGCUGGGCCAUGCCAACACCUGGGGUCUUGAGACGCCCAGGAAGGGGGCUGUCUGGCCAGCCUCUCCCCACCUCCCCUUUCUCCACGUCCAGCUCCUCCUCACCUUCCCUCUUUUUUAAAGUCACAUUUCCAUGUCUCAACAUUAGUUUGCAUUCACCUAUACAAAGGCCUUUCUUUAGAUCUGUGCAGGCUUUGCGUGCCAAAUCUGUGAAAUUCCUUUUACCUUUUUUGGAGUACUUGCUACAAAGCUACCUGUCAACAAAUCCCAUUAUGCACAGAAUAGGACCUGUCCAGCAGCCAGGCCAGUAGGCAGUUGGGGAAGCAGGGAAGGUGGGAAGGGUCCCGCGAGGCCCCCAAGCCUGCACCUGGACGUGUGUACGCCUGCACCUGGACGUGUGUACGUCUGCACCCAUCGCCCUCAGCACCAGGCCACCCUGCAGUCCACUUGCUGUAUUGUGGAAGGACUUGCUAAGUGAUGGAAGUUGCAAGCAGUCGCAUACUGGUCAUGCAAAUAGUUUUUUUAGAAACUGAAGCGGGAGAGUGUUGCCAGAAGUCUCUAGGAAGGUGGUGGCAAGGUACAGCACUCUACUCUUCCGGUCGUGGUCUCUGAUCUCCACCUCAAAUGACAAUAAAAAACCUCCAACGAAGGUCCAACGAAGACAGUACUCAGCACUUCAGCCAUCAGGAUUAAUCCAUCAGUGACUGGAAAAGAGGCUAGCUUUAGGCCUGGGCUCUUGGGACCAGAGUCCAGCGGGUGUGAGGCUGACUUGCCGACGGUCAGCGGGUUACGUCUCUCAGACGGCAAGGCAGUCCCACAGCUCUCCUCCCAGUGCAGCCUCGGGAGGAGGCUGGGUGCCUGUUCUGUUGCAGCUUCAGCCUAGGGAUAUCUGAGGCUGCCAAGGAACACCUUUAUGAAAUGUUACCGGAGCAGCAACACUUCUUUGUGGGCACAGACCCAGGAAAUCUGGUACCAAGUGAGCAAGGCGGCAGGGCCCACGCAGGCCUGACACGCGUCUAGGCCACCGGGCUCUGCAGGGGAGGCUGCUACAGCCGCCUGCUUCCCAGCAGUCUGUCACGCUUGAGCCCCUCAGUCCUGUUCCCUUCCUGGCUAAUAGAGAGACCCUUCUCAGGCACCCAGCGUUGCAAUUUGGCCCUCCCACCCCCUGCUACUCUCCUCCACACACCCCUGCCUUCUACCAGCCUACCUGUCAGCCUUUCAAUAAAAGUUAUGCACAAUUGUGAACACCUGACAUGGAGCUGAACAUUUCUUCACUUCUUUUCCUGAAGUCAAACUCUUAUCAAAUACUCUAAUUAUUACCACCCAAGACAAACAGGAAAAAGGGUUAAAUGUUUUUGUUUACUGACAGUAAGAUCACCUGCAUCUGGACGGGCUGGUAAGAUGGUUUGGCUACAGAACAGAAAAAAAAAAAAAAAAAAAAAAAAGAAACCUCCUAAGGGAAGGGAAGUAUCGCACUCAAGACACCACCACUUCCUAGAGCCAAACGAGCAAUCCCGAACUGUGCGUGCCAUAAGUGAGCCUGUGACAUCACAACGCCCGGCCCAAGUGCCGCACGCGCGGGGAGGCCCGCACUCCCACUGUCCUCUUGUCUGGAAGGCACCGCCUCACUUCCAUGUGCCCUGUGUGUUUUUGGAAAAGCAGCAUGGUGUGUCCUGUCUAGCUGCCAACACUUCCCUCCCUGUCCUGAGGUUGUAACAUAGUAACUGUGUUUCUGUACGUGUGGGUGGGGAUUCUCUGAAGGUGCUGCUUCAUAGCACAAGCUUACACUGAGUUCUGAACUGUCCUUCACAGCUGCGUGUCUGCAUGGUGUCGCAUCUGUUGUACCUUUGGGGAAAAUUUGUAUGUAAAUGUACAGAAAUAAAAAUGUUGCCCCAUUAACAGAUUUCCUCUGGAAUGUCUUCCCUACCUCACCUGAUGAUGGUAUCCAACGAAGGGCAUUUCACUACCACUGAUGAGUAAUAAAGUCCUCCGUGUUCAUUCAGACCUCACUGCAUCACUACUUUUAACGCCUCUGUAAGCUGUGUCUUCACUCGCCCCGAGGUGGGUGGAGGGAGGCAGCUCACUCUGCUUCGAGUCCUGGUCUUAAAGGUAGUCAGAGGCAGAGGCUGGAUUAAACACACACUGUUUACCGAGUGCCACUCUCAGACCACCUGAGAGAUGGGGGCCAUCAGUAAAAUUAAGAGGAAUUUUUUUCCCUUGUUCAUUUAUGUUCUGCUGAUCCGUGGUCUGAAGGUUCCUAGAGACGUCUCAAGAAUGAGUAUCUUACACUGUGAUUCUGUGAGGAAAGACUGGUAACCCAAAACUCUCUUCUCUAAUGUAGUAUUUUUUAACAAAAAUGACAAUAUUUCUUUAAUAAAGUAUUUAUACCAAA